AUGAUGCUCAACCUAGUCCUUCCUUUGCUAUACCUAUUCUCGCCGAUGGUGUUGGGUUCACCCAUUGGUGAUUUGUUCUCCGUUAUCGAUAACUCAGACUCGCCGUCAGACUCGCCGCCCGAUUCGCCUACAGACUCGCCGCCGACCUCGCCAACAUCCUCUAAACUCGUGGUUGCACACUACAUGGUGGGAAAUACCAAUAGAUACCGAGUAGAUGACUGGGAGACCCACAUUCAACGUGCCGACAACACUGGAUUUGACGCCUUUGCGCUCAACAUUGGCAACGACGCGUGGCAAAUUGGUCAGCUGAAACGCGCCUUUGAAGCGGCGGGUCGCCAUGAGAACUUCAACCUCUUCAUCUCGCUCGAUAUGAACUCGAUACCCUGCAACACCCAAGACGACGCCGGCUUUAUGGACGCUAUCAGCCAGUUCUUCGACGAUCCUCAAUAUCAACUGUAUGACGGCAAGCCUCUUCUAUCAACUUUCUCUGGGCAAGACUGCACAUUCGGUCAUGCAAGUGUCGUCGAUGGCUGGAAGUAUGCUUUGAGCAGAUCUCGGAGGAUGAUUCAUUUCGUGCCGUCGUUUUUUGCGCAAGAUGGCGGGUUUCCACAUGACCUGGCAGCGAUGGACGGAGGGUUCAAUUGGAAUUCAGCUUGGCCUGUCGGGCGUUCCAACAUCUCGUUCCACUCAGACUCGAAUUGGAUCAACGAUCUUGGCGGUCGCACCUACAUGGCCGGUGUUUCUCCUUGGAUGUUCGCACACUACUCGUCAGCAACGUUGAACAAGAACAUGAUCUACUACAUGGACGAGUGGAUGCUUACGAAACGCUGGGAGCAACUGAUAGAACACCGUCAACAAGUCGAUAUUGUGCAAGCCAUCACCUGGAAUGACUUUGGCGAAUCGCACUACAUCGGACCUCUCCUGUCGUCAGAGUCGCAACCCGGUUCAGAAGAGUGGACAACGGGCUACGACCAUACACCCUGGCUUGAUCUGUUUGCUUUCUAUAUCAACGCAUUCAAAACUGGGACGUACACUAUUUUCGCAAGACCGUAUAUUUCUUUGGGCUCGACUCUUUCCUGCGAUGGCUGA
Molecule: messenger RNA, 1089 nt
Organism: Mycena indigotica
Lineage: Eukaryota; Fungi; Basidiomycota; Agaricomycetes; Agaricales; Mycenaceae
Exons: 3
Coding region: 1-1089 (362 amino acids)
Molecular function (GO): glucan endo-1,3-alpha-glucosidase activity
Source: RefSeq, a predicted model, not a curated record